Molecule: messenger RNA, 2144 nt
Organism: Eruca vesicaria subsp. sativa (arugula)
Lineage: Eukaryota; Viridiplantae; Streptophyta; Magnoliopsida; Brassicales; Brassicaceae
Source: the annotation of a GenBank genome assembly
AGUGGGAUCGACCAUAUAUACAAGGUGAAUUUACCACGACACGAUGAGGCUCUUCAAAUGUUCUGCAUGUAUGCUUUUGGUCAGAAGUCUCCAUAUGAUGGUUUUGAGAAGCUAGCUCAAGAAAUUACAACACUUUCUGGUGGGUUACCUGUGGGGAUAAGGUUUAUGGGCUCCUAUUUUCGGGGAAAGUCCAAGAAGGAGUGGGAAAAUGAACUACCAAGGUUAAAGACUAGCGUUGACGGAGGGUUGGGGAGCAUUCUAAAGUUCACUUACGAUGCUUUAUCUGGUCAUGAUAAAGAAAUAGCUCACCAUUAUAUAUCCUCUUUACGCGAUGUAAAGGGUCUCUCGGAAGCGAGGCAAGAACUUACCAUCACAAACGAAGAUUUGAAGCUGCUCAGAAAUCUCAAGUGGAUGGAUUUGAUUAGGUCAAGGGGUUUGAAAGAGCUUCCAGCCACUAAUCUAAAAAGGUUGAAUCUCAGCUAUUGCUCAAGCCUGGGGAAACUCCCUCCUCCUGUUGAAAAGACAAGUAUGCUUAAAAAACUGGAUGUCGGUAGUUGCUCAAAGCUGGUGACAUUUCCAAAUUUAGAACUGGCCAAACUCAGCCAGUUGAUUAAUUUAAGGUUCACACACGUAGAUUUCCAUCCAACGAACUGGUACACUAAAGCAGAGAUGAAUAAAGCUAUUGCCACUGAUAUUUCGACCAAGUUGAACAAUGCCGCACCAUUUAGUGAAUUCGAGGGCCUAGUUGGGAUGGGAGAUCAUAUAAAAAAGAUGGAAGAGUUGUUACGUCUGGACUUAGAUGAAGUACGGGUCAUAGGAAUUAGUGGUCUUCUUGGCAGUGGUAAGACAACCAUCGCCAAAUAUAUAAACCAACUUCUCGCUCAUCAGUUCCAGUUAAGCACAUUUAUUAACAUCAAAGGAGGCGAUCCAAUUUUUUUCCACGAUGAGCACAAGGCGAAAUUGCACUUGCAGACCCAAUUGUUUUCUCAACUAAUCAAUGAAAAGGACACUGGGGAGAGUCUUCAUUUGGGAGUUGCACAAGAAAGUUUUAAAGACAAGAAAGUGUUAGUCGUCCUUGAGGACGUGGAUCAGUUUGGAGUAAGACAAUUAGAAGUCUUGGUGAAAGAAUUGCGGGGGUUUGGACCUGGAAGUAGGAUUAUCAUAACAUCACAAGACCGAAAGUUUUUAAAGGCGCAAGGGAUCAAACAUAUUUACAAGGUGGGAUUUCCAGCAUCUGAUGAGGCUCUUCAAAUCUUUUGCAUGUAUGCUUUUGGUCAGAAGUCUCCAUAUGAUGGGUUUGAGAAGCUUGCUCAAGAAAUUACAACACUUUGUGGUGAGUUACCUGCGGGGAUAAGGUUUAUGGGCUCCUACUUUCGGGGAAAGUCCGAGGAAGAGUGGGAAAAUGAACUACCAAGGUUAAAGACUAGCGUUGACGGAGGGUUGGAGAGCAUUCUAAAGUUCACUUACGACGGUUUAUCUGGUCAUGAUAAAGAAAUCGCUCACCAUUAUAUAUCCUCUUUACGCGAUGUUGAAUUGACUGAGAAAAUGGAAACGUUUUUACGUAAGGGCCUCUCGCAAGUGAGGCCAAAGCUUACCAUCACAAACCAAGAUGUCAAGGAAAAUGUUAAUACAAGUGAAAGAGCUUCCAGAGGAAUGUCUUCUAAUGGAUUACUACCCACCGUACACAUCUACUGCGCAGAUACAUUACAGUACUCUUUUGCCAGUCACCUCUCCUUGGAUUUCCACCGGAAAGGCAUUGUUGCGUCAGUACAUUGCAAUGAGUCCCUGGAUGUGAAAGAGGGAGCUAGUGCUUCUGUGGUGGUUUUAUCUAAGGAUUAUUUGUCCUCCCCCUCAUGCCUAGACACGCUCGUGAGGGUUCUUCAGUGCCGGAGGAAACACGUCCAGCUGGUGGUUCCAGUGUUCUAUGAUUUUAGUCCAUCAGAUAUGACCGUGCCUAAGCAAGAGUCAGAUCAUCGGAUAGUAAAUUGGACCAGUGCGCUCAAAGAGUUGAGAGAAUCACCAGAUAUACAAUCUAGGUAAAUGUGUAUAUAUUAAUUUAUUGUUUGCAUUUUUAUAAGAAUAUAAGUUUAUGAUGUUACCUAUGAAAUCCAACACUAAACAACAAAAAGUUGCACUAAUCUGGA